AACUCCUCCCCCCCUCCCGCGCGCCCCAAGCAGAGGAAAUGAUUUUUCCUUUGAAAUGAGUCUGGAUCUGGUGUCCGUGUUGAGCCUGGAGCUGGAGGGAAGGGGGCAGCCUUGGGUCCCCUUGGGCUAGGAAAGGGAAGAGGGGAAAUUGUGGUGUGUAGAUAGGUGGCUUGGUGGCUCAAACGGUCUCGGGGUUCCUUCAUUGUGCCUGUCUUCUGUGAACCACUGGGUUUGGACGCAGAGGUGCAGCUUCAACUGUCCAGAGCAGAGCGGCACGGGUGCAGCUCCGUUGGGCCACAAUAGUGGGUGGCGAGCUCCUGCUGGUGAGGAAAUCUCGGUCCCCGGCAGCCGCCGCUGCCCCUUUGAUGUUUUGGUACGCCGUGCGCAUGCGCUCCACAUUAGAAUUACUGCACUGGGCAGACUAAGUUGGAUCUCCUCUCUUCAGUGAAUCCCUCAAUCCCACCAAAACCUAAAGGGAUGUGGAGAGUCCGGAAAAGGGGCUACUUUGGGAUUUGGUCAUUUCCCUUAAUAAUCACCGCUGUCUGUGCUCAGAGUGUCAAUGACCCUAGUAAUAUGUCGCUGGUUAAAGAGACGGUGGACAGACUGUUGAAAGGCUAUGACAUUCGUCUGAGACCAGAUUUUGGAGGUCCCCCUGUGGCCGUAGGAAUGAACAUUGAUAUUGCCAGCAUUGAUAUGGUUUCUGAGGUCAAUAUGGACUAUACCUUGACCAUGUAUUUUCAGCAAGCCUGGAGAGACAAGAGGCUGUCUUACAAUGUAAUUCCUUUAAACUUGACUUUGGACAACCGAGUGGCAGACCAACUCUGGGUGCCUGACACCUACUUCCUGAAUGAUAAGAAGUCAUUUGUACAUGGAGUGACUGUCAAAAACCGUAUGAUUCGAUUGCAUCCCGAUGGCACUGUCCUGUAUGGCCUCAGAAUCACAACUACAGCUGCCUGCAUGAUGGACCUAAGGCGGUAUCCACUGGAUGAACAAAACUGUACAUUGGAGAUUGAAAGCUAUGGCUACACAACUGAUGACAUUGAGUUUUACUGGCGUGGCGAUGACAAUGCAGUCACAGGAGUGACAAAGAUUGAGCUUCCUCAGUUCUCCAUUGUAGAUUAUAAACUCAUCACCAAGAAAGUUGUUUUCUCCACAGGUUCUUAUCCCAGAUUGUCCCUAAGCUUCAAGCUGAAAAGAAACAUUGGCUACUUCAUCCUGCAGACAUACAUGCCAUCAAUUCUGAUUACCAUUCUCUCCUGGGUCUCCUUUUGGAUUAACUAUGAUGCCUCUGCUGCACGGGUUGCUUUAGGAAUUACAACUGUCCUAACAAUGACCACAAUCAACACCCACCUCCGGGAGACUCUCCCUAAAAUUCCCUAUGUAAAAGCCAUUGACAUGUACCUAAUGGGGUGCUUUGUCUUCGUCUUUAUGGCCCUUCUGGAAUAUGCUUUGGUCAACUACAUCUUCUUUGGGAGAGGACCCCAGCGCCAAAAGAAAGCCGCUGAGAAAGCUGCUAAUGCCAACAAUGAGAAGAUGCGCCUGGAUGUCAACAAGAUGGACCCCCAUGAGAACAUCUUACUCAGCACGCUUGAGAUAAAAAACGAGAUGGCCACAUCCGAAGCAGUAAUGGGACUUGGAGACCCCAGGAGCACAAUGCUGGCCUACGAUGCCUCCAGCAUCCAGUAUCGAAAAGCUGGGCUGCCUAGGCAUAGUUUUGGCCGCAAUGCUCUGGAGCGACAUGUGGCACAAAAGAAAAGUCGCCUGAGGAGACGUGCCUCUCAACUGAAAAUCACCAUCCCCGACUUGACUGAUGUGAAUGCCAUUGAUCGGUGGUCCCGCAUUUUCUUCCCUGUGGUGUUUUCCUUCUUCAACAUUGUCUAUUGGCUUUAUUAUGUGAACUAAACUACAGCCUUCCAUGAGAAGCAAGGACUGGAUUCCUCUUCAAACAGUUGUACAGCCUGAUGUAGGACUUGGAAAACACAUCAAUCCAGGACAAAAGUGAUGUUAAAAUACCUUAGUUGCUGUGCUAUCCUGUGGUCCAUUUCAUACCAUUUGGGUUGCUUCUACUAAGUAAGGAAUACACUAAGGUCCUCGCGGUUUUCCAGUUACAACGCAAGUGAUUUGUACACAUGCUGGCAAGAUCAAGUGUGAAGUAUUCCACUUUAUCAGUUUUAGUACACAGCCUACUCAGAGGGUUAGUAUGUAGAUUCUAGAUGAUGCUAGAAAGCUCAAGAGCAUGGGCAGUCAAUUCUCUGAGACACAGUCAUUUCCAAACGCCUUCCAUCAUUGUUCCUAUGAUUGGCAUGCAGUUGGGACACCACUGUGCAUAUGAAACAUUUUCUGCAAUAAUGAGAACAUGCUACUUCAAUAUGGACUUUGAGGUCUAAGCCAGAUGAUGAUGAUGUCGUGGAGUGGUGAUUCUCAAGGGUCUAAUAGAUUCAUAUGCAUUUUGAGCACAAUGGAAGUAAGGAGGUGGGACAAAGCUUUAAAGAAGAGACUCAGGAAUCCAGUUUCUCUGGUCUGUUUGAUUGCCUACAAUGAACUGGCAAGCAUAUCUUUCAUGUGGGCCUUAGGCUGAGGAAGAUUUCCGAGUAGACCAUGUACAGCAGCCAAAGUUAACAUCUUGUCAAAAAGCUGUUUCCAAGGUGGUUAAAAUAAAAAUUAAUAGCAUAGAGCUCGGUCAAAAGUCCAGAAAUGACUGUGGUUAAGAAUGAGUGAAAUAACCAAGUGUGACCCUUAUCACUGCUACACAGCAUCUGGUCUGAACAUAGCGCUGAGCAGAAGGACUAGAAUGAAACAGAGUGAUUUGCCCUUGUCGUGAGCUUAGCAUAAUUUAUGAGGAUUUUUGUAAAUCAUUUAUCUCAUCAAAAAAUAGCUAUCAAAUAGAGAAGUGGAGGGAAUUAGAAGUAACUUGAUAGCUUAUAUUGAGAAUCAUUCUAACAGUCAACUGUAGAGCACAGAUGAGCAGGUCACUUUUCUCAGUGUCAGCUGCUCUUACAUUGUCCUCCUCUGGGUUUAUUUCUGACUGGAAUACAGUAUUUUUAAAAAGAGAAUUUGCUCUUUCCCCAAAAGGAUUAGUCAUCAUCUUCAGCUUUUCUUGCUUUCAAAAUUUCUCAUUUUACUAUUAGGAGACAGCCCCAGUGAGGCUUUGCUGAGACCGUGUGAACUGGCUUUUCUUUUGUAUUCUCCAAGGCUUGUGCAUGCACAAAUGGAAUCUGUGGGUCAGUGGGGUUUGAUCAUGUAAAGGGUGUUUACGUUGUAUAUAUUGCAGUCUACUUAAUCAAGCAAAACAUGGAAAGUAGUGGGCACUAGGGUUAGAACGGGGCUGUGGUGAGUGAGUGUUGCCCUCCCAGCUCGUGGUACAGAAGUGAAGAGAACUGACAUCACUGGCUGCUGUGGUGGGUCGUUAUUAUUCUGCCUUUCAAAUUAUGUAAUUGUGCAUCUUUCUAUAUUGGGCAUACGCAUUCUUUACAGAAAAGAGAAUAGGGUAAUAUAUUUUAUUUUUUGUCAAUGGGGAGGGGGGUCCUAUUUGGCUUUUACCUACAGAAAAUACUAAAUUACUAUGUUUUCUAUACAAUUGACUCUGAUUGGCCUUUACCUCAGAGGAUGACUUUGCUACUUCUAUUUUUAAAGCAGUCGAAAACAAUUCUGUCUUCAGAGUAGGGUCCCCAGUUAAGUGUAUAGGGGUCAAGGCUGGUAUUAUUCUGCAGAUGAAUCUUUCCCCUCAUGAUUAACAACCCUAGGAUAGUAAGCAUCAUUGUGUGCUUCUAUUCCAACAAUUAAAGGGAAACCAGAAAUAUAAAUAAAAGUUUAUCAUUCAUUUUCUACAUUUAACAAAGAUGGGAUGGUAGGUUUGGGGGGGGGCUUGUUGUUUUGUUGUUGUUGUUGUUGUUUGUUUGUGUUUUGCUUUUUGUCCUCCCCCCAAUCAAUAUUGGCAUGUUUGGCUCCUGUAUUUUAAUUAUGUGCUUUACACUUUUGAGUUUUAGUUACAGGACUACAGAUCUGACUGAGGAUGUUCACAUGUGCUCAGAGUAAAGAUUCUUCAGAUUUCUCCAGGGCUUUUUCCUACGAAAUCAUUUUGGGGGGAUCACAGUAAUAAAAGUGCCUAUCCCUUGUCAGCAGGGGUGACGUCUGAAUGGAAAACUACAGGAAGAAGCGUCACCGUAAUCUCAGGGGCACACCGUGACAUGCCAUUCGGAAACAACUUUUCUAAAUACAACUCAGAGCCUAAGCCUAGGCUCCCAUUAGCAAUUUCCAUAAAAGCCAUAACAAAAUCCUUGAUAUUGUCAUUUGUGAUUGUAACAAACUCUUAGAUGUCCAGGGAAGUCAAUCAUAUAAUUUAGAUCAAAAUGGAGAGAAGCAGCGUCACAGGGUGGGCUUCACAUGCUUAUGACCAGCAAACAGAUUUCUGGUCUAACUAAUGCAGAGAAAAGAUGGGACCUUGCAAUCAAUGCCCUAGAGUGAACCAUAUGUUGACAUUCAGUAUCCACGUAGGUAGAGAACACUGACUCCUCCCGUCCAGAAAUAGCAGUCCAUGUAGAAUUUUUUUAAAGCUACAUAUUUAGUUGAAUUAGAAUGCAGGAAAGGGUGCUAGGUCUGAUGAAUCUGGGAAAACCAAUUAGUUUGUUACUCAGUAAUUAAACUAAUGGACCACCAAGGUAUGUUUUGGCAAUCUUGAAAUGGUAUUACUAUCCGUUUAUACAUAUGUAUAGUUUUUUUCUUUUGAUUAUACAAUAGCCAGAUAGCCAGCAAUUAAGGUGUUUUUUCAUCUUUGAGAAAUUAGUAGGCAAAUUCUGACUCUCAAAUGCACAGUCUACACAAAAUCUCUGAUCUCAAUCUGUAUAUAUAUAUAUUGUACAUGACUGCUUGUAGGUAUGAAAUGCACCUCCGAAUUGAAAUCUCAUGCAGCAUACCCAUAUGUUUGCAUAGGAAUGUUACAAUUAUUUCUACUGCAAUUUAACAACAGGGGAUAGGACGCAAGCAGUGUCAUCUAGUCUUUCUGUCUCUUCAUUUCAAAAAGAGCAGUGCUAAGUAAAAUAAUAACAAUAAUAAUAAUAAUGAUUUUUUUUUUUAAAAAAACCAAAAGACACUACAUUCUAGGAUUAGUACCACACAGAAGUGAUCUGUCGAGCUUACAAAAGCACAAGACAUCACAAAAGUGCAGUGGAAUUUCUAAUGGAGAAAUAAAUCACAGGCAUUUUAAGGAAGACCUGCUUUAAAUCGGCAACUAUGACCAACUCCAUUUUCUGUAGGUCACUGUGUUUCAGUCUUAUAGCUAACUUCAUGGUCAAAAACAACAACUGAAAACAUCAACACAGACAGGUCUUAUAACAUAUCUACAUGUGUAUAUGUGUAUAUAGAGAUCCAUGCAAACACAUAUGCAUAUGUAUGCAUUCAUACGUCAGAAACAAAAGGAAUCAACAAAGAGUUAUUUCCUUCAUAUGACUUUUUUUUUUAAUUUGGCAGCCAACAGUCACCAUUCUAAAAUAAAUAAUACAGGGUACUGAACAUCUCUCUCAGCAAAUCAAUGACUACAGUUCCUAAGAACAUUGCACAGUUUGACUCUACAAUAGUACUGUACCUCAGAAUAUGAGAUGUUAACUAGUUUCUGCAUUGCUUGUCAAAUAUCCAUUUGCUCUCUUUUAAAGGACACAGAUAACACUAUCCAUUGGUGAUGUAAAUUGAAAAAAAAUAAAAUUAGGAAUAUGGGGAAAAAUCCUCUGGAGAGGAGAAACAAAAAAAACAAAAAAACAAAACAAAACAAAAAAAAAAAAACCAAACUACCCCUUACCAUGAUGGUCAGGGAAAUUUACAACUGUAGCAAUCAUGCCAUUUUGCUAAGUGUACAGAAUCUGUUAUGUAAGCAAACAUAACUUUCACUGAGAGUGUGUAAAUAUUUAAACAGAUUUCUUAAAUAUUUUUAACUUCUAAUUUGUAUUUUACGGUAAGGCAAUGUACUAAUUCUGUUUAUGGCUUACAUCAACGUGCUAUGUUAUGUACAUAAUUAAAUAUGCUGUAAAUUAAUAGUCAAUAGAUACAAAUAAUUGCUUAGGGUUUUUGUCUUAAUUUUAUCUAUUUAUUUUUUACUAAGUAUGUUUACUGCAGUGCCCUGGCAGAGUAAUUUAAACACCCUUUUACAUAAAUGAUUUGGGAAUCCCAUACAUAAGGGUUCCCACUGCUGUUUCUCACAUACAGGUAUGAAUACACACACACACACACAGAGCAUCGUCUACUCUCUGCUUUUCACUCCCAUUUUUUCCCUCUUAGUGGGAAAUGUAGCCUUGUUUUGGAGUCAUAUUAACAACCAAGAGAUGCUUUUAAAAUGGUAAAUGGAAAAAAGGAGAAGUGCUUAGGAUUAACUGAAUAGUUUUUCUAUGCUAGAGUAAAAGAAGCCAAAGUUUGCAAACUAUAGCUAGUCCCCCAAAAGUAGACAUUUAUAGCAGCACUGCAGAUAACAACAACAAAAAUUAUUCGUACCAGCUCCAGAAAUUUGUUACAUAUGAUGCAUGCUGGAAGAGGUUUUUUGUUUUUGUUUUUGUUUUUGUUUUUUUUAAAGUAUAUGCUAGCAUUUGUCUUUAGAUAGUAUUAUUCCUUUCAACCAAAGACUCCAGAAUUAUUUUUCAAAAGCAAAGGGGAAAAAAAAAAAACAAAAGAAAGAAAGGAAAUGAGAAAAAAAGAGUCACUGCUUCACACCAAAGUUUAAAUAAUUUUUCCAAAUGCAGUAGGGAGAUGGUUUUAAAAAGUAGAAAGGAGUCGAUAGAGAGUAAAUUCAGAAGCUGCCCUGAGAAAAUUAUUGUUUGUUUGUGUGUUUGUUUGUGUUUUUAAGUUGGAAAAAUAUAAAGCUGUACUCAUAAAUAGCUUUACUUUUGGGAAAUUCAUUGAGAACAUUUCUCUAGAUAUGUGCAAGAUUUUGACAUCAAUUUUCAAUUUGAUUUAAGAAGUACUUUUGUGAUAAACAUCCAAAACGAUGAAAAGUAAGAGUUUAUUUUUGAGUUCUAAAGCAAAAUGCCACUCCCUGUCAGAUCACCUCUGUCUGAGGCCACACCCAUCACUUUCCACUUGAAUCAAGUCAACAUUUCCAUCAACUUCUAUUCUUUCUCAUUUUAUGAUUUAGUUCAGUGGUUAAGAGUCCACACACAUCCAUUUUAAACACAAUUCACUCAAAGUUGCUUAUAAUUUAAAUUCCAUGCCACUUACAAUUUUUUUCUUUGCAUGGGUGUUUAAAUAGUUCUGUUAUGGAAUUGUUCCUGCAUAGUUCUGAGCUGUCCUUUUAUAAGAAGUGAUGUUCCAGUGUCUUCACAAUGUAGUGAUUAUCAGCCUUACAACGACCUUGUAGCCUUUCUGAACACACACAUCAUGCUCACUCCCCAAUGGCUAGAAAAUGCAAAGCACUAGCAGGAUUCAUUGCAUCCGUUUUCACAUCUUUCUAACAUCAGGACUUCUAAAAAUCUCUGGGAUACAUGCGGUAGUAAAAUUCAAAAGAGGAUUAUCAAUGAAUAGCACAUAAGAAUUAUUUUCAUGAAUUUCAACUAAUUGCAGCCAGUUUCAGCAUGUAAAUAUAUAAUAAUGUUGGCUAGUGUGUAAUUCUUGACCUAAGAAAUAUAAAUAAAAGCAAAAAGUUC
Mus caroli (Ryukyu mouse) is the source of this 7622-nucleotide messenger RNA. RefSeq names its product gamma-aminobutyric acid type A receptor subunit beta2 (gene Gabrb2). Gene Ontology annotation, cellular component: membrane. Gene Ontology annotation, molecular function: GABA-A receptor activity; extracellular ligand-gated monoatomic ion channel activity. Gene Ontology annotation, biological process: monoatomic ion transmembrane transport. NCBI's taxonomy places the organism in Eukaryota, Metazoa, Chordata, Mammalia, Rodentia, Muridae. The record is from RefSeq and is a predicted model, not a curated record.